GCUGCAAUCAUGCUUCAAUCGCUGACUCCAUAUUGUUUGGUGUUUGUGUACGGUUCAUGUAUAUUCAAACCAGCAGUUUUCCUGGCACAUUUGCACUUUAAAAGUUCGGAAUCAACGUGGAAAGUGUUCAAUCGUUAUAUAGGUUGUGUAGAGUAAAGAAAAUAGUGUGGAAUUAGUUCAGUUCGGUUGUGUGUGACUUCUGAGAAACAUUAUAUGAACUAACUUCUACCCGGUGCCAUGUCUGUUCAUUACAGAUUUAAAUCUGCUCUGGAAUAUGAUACAAUAACUUUCGAUGGAUUGCACAUAUCGAUCAAAGACCUUAAAAAUGCAAUUAUACAACAAAAACGCAUUGGGAAAAACUCGGACUUCGAUUUGAGAAUUACCAAUGCCCAAACUAAUGACGUUUAUGAGGACGAAAAUGCAUUGAUCCCUAAAAACACUUCGCUACUCAUUGCGAGAAUACCCGUAACUACCCCCAAGCAAAAACAAUGGGAAGGAUAUGGCGGAAAUGAUACUCCUCCUGCCAAAUUGGAUGACGGUGGAGCUAUUGGGAAAACAGUGGAUUUAGCCAACUUGGACGCUCCAGAAGAUGACAAAAUUCGAGCUAUGAUGUCCCAGAGUACGCAAGAUUAUGAUCCAAGCAAUUAUGUGAAAAUUCGUGGAGCCAAUCAGGUGGGUCCCGUUCCUCAAAAUUACCGGUGUUUUAAAUGUCACCAGACUGGCCAUUGGAUCAAAGAUUGUACUUUAGGACAGGGAGUGGAGCCAGUUGAAAUUAAAAAAAGCACGGGAAUACCCCAAAGUUUUAUGGUGCCUGUAGAUGGUCCGCAGGUGCCCGGAGCUAUGAUGAUGGCCAAUGGACAAUAUGCAGUUCCAGCUUUGGACCUUCAGGCUUAUAAUCAGAAAUCAAGUGGCCCUGCACCGGUGCAAGAGAAGAAGCCCGACAUUCCUGAUGACUUGCUUUGUUCAAUUUGUUCGGAUUUGUUAGCGGAUGCUGUGAUGAUUCCAUGUUGUGGUAACUCUUUUUGUGACGAAUGUGUUCGAAGCGUUCUAUUGGACAGCGAAGACCAUGAAUGUCCUGAUUGCCACGAAAAAGACAUUUCGCCAGCUACUUUAAUCCCUAAUCGGUUUCUACGCAAGUCCGUUGCAAAUUUUAAAAACACCACCGGAUAUGAGAAAGCUCCAACUUACAGGGCUAAAACCCGCUUAGCCAGAGAGGACAGUUUUAAAAAAGACAUGAAUUCACCUGCUGAAAUCGACUCAACUGACAAAGAUGGUUUGAAAGAGACGCGGAAGACUAUUAUAUCUGAAGCCGAUUCAACAGAACAUAAUAAAGCUGAAGUUGAGGUUUCGAAGGACGCUGAACUUGAUCCUCCUAAAACCUCAGACAAUGAAGGGCCACCAGGAGUGUCGCCCAAGCAAUCUCCUGUUCACAAAAUCACUAGCAAAAUUUCUAAAGGAGAUCGAGGACGGGAUAGAGGACACCGAUCCAACAAAUCCCCUAAACAUCAUAGAAGUCGAUCUCCCUCACCACGAAAGAUGAGAACUCGUCGAACAUCACCUUAUGUCAACCGAAACUCUCUUGAUAGAAAUGGAACUCCAUUAAGAGACGACACUCCGCCAACGCAUAACAGCAAUUAUCCGCCGCCACCUGAUGUGUACUCGAGGCCGCCGGGUGAACUUCUGCCUCCUAUUGGCGUCAUGUCUCAUGGCGUACCUCCGAUGCAGGGACUUCCUCCAGUUUCCAUGCCACCUGGCGCGUUUGUAGCUGGUCAGCCACCACCGUUUCAUUCGACCGGUGCUCCUCCAAAUUUUCGCAUGCCACCACCUGGAUCUCAAAUUCCUCCUUACAUGCCACCUGGACCUUACCAAGUGCCAAACAGGCCAGUUUUCGACCCCAUGGGUGGGCCUCCACCUGGAAACUUUGGGCCCAGUUAUUCAGGAAGAAUGCGUGACUAUGGCAGAAGAAGUGGCAGAGAUAGAACACCUCCGGGGUUGAUUGACGAUCCGCUAGCUGCUUUUAAUCGAAUUCUUAGAGAAAAGGAUGAGAAGCGUGCUCGGCUGCAACGUAUGUCCAGGCGCACUUGGAGUCGAAGUCGUAGUCGCAGCAGGAGCUUCAGUCGCUCACCCCCACCUAUGCGAAGGCGUAGUAGAAGUCCUAAGAGGCGUAGGUCCCGCAGCAGAAGUCGCUCGUUCUCAAUCAGCAGGUCGCGUUCUCGCUCGUACUCGCCUAGUCCGAGAGGGUCACCGCUGCCGCCGUUGAGGCGAUCCCCCCCUCCCUUGCAAACGAGGAGGGGACCCCCAGGGCGGUUCCGCUCACCUCUCAGAUCGCCACCUCUCAGGCGACGCAUUGAUCGUAUCGAUUUCGAGCGCGACUAUGAACGAGGCAGUUUUCGAGAGAAACCAAGAAGUCGAAGAUCUAACAGCCGAGAUCGGUUCUACAACGACCGAGAAAGGGAAUACGAUCGAGUACCAAUUAGAAGUAGCAGAGGACUUCCUCCACCCUGUGCUGCACCUCCGCCUCAACAAUGGGGAGGACAACGCGAUGUGUAUUAUCCAGAACCUCCACCCUCCGGAUUUCAGACCAGGUUCCCGCAGCAGAUUCACCACAUUCAACCAGAGCGAAAAUACGAACUGAUUGCCCCACCGGGAGUUGAACAGCCACCAAUUCCAGGCCUCGAAUCUGAACUGCCCCCGCUUAACGAAUUUGAUAAGCCGCAAAAGAAAUUGUCGCCGCGCAAAGAAAGGCACAGCCCUAGAGAGCAUAGGGAUCGAAAUAAGUCCAUUCCUAGAGAACACGAGCGGGAAAAGGAUAGACGCGACAGGGAUCGCCGCAAGGAUGAGAAACGUUCUCGAUCCAGAUCCAAAACUCCAGAAAAGUGGAGAAAUCCUAGUCCCAAGUCCAGCGGUACACCUGAACGGCCAAGGAAACGACGAUCUUCGACCGAUUCCAAAGAUGACAAGCGAAAGGACAAAGACCGGCAUAGAGAUCACUCCGAGGAAGAUAAAAAGAAAAUAAAGGACAAGAAAAAACAUAAAGACAAGAAGGAUGACAAGAAAAAGAAAAAGGAUAAGAGAGACAAACACAAGUCUAAGGAUCGCAAAGAUAAGAAGGAGGAAUUUAAGCAAAUAGUUCCCAAAGCCGUGGAGGAAACGGAAGAAACUCGCAAAAAAAUCGAAGAAAAGAAGAAGCGGAAGGGAGAAGAGGAAUUAAAGAAACAGCAGGAAGAGCGCAAGAAAGAGGAACGGCGCCUAAGGUUCAUUGAAGAUGAAAAACGCAAGAAGGAAGAAGAAGCCAAAAAAGAGGCGUCCAAGCAAAAAGCGAUCGAAGAAGCUAGGCAGCUUCUUGAGAAUGAAGAGCGCCAGAAACUUGAAGUUAAAAUCGAGGAGAAGCAAGAACAAAAGAAAAUUGAUCUAUAUGAUGAAGUAAUUCCUACACAAGACCUGGCCAAAGAAAUUCGUAGUGAUUUUAAGUCGCCUGAACCUUCAGCUAACAUGCAUCAAGCCGCAGAGCCAGCCGAAAGUACAUUGGAGCUUUUCGAUUCUAUGAUACAAAAAGAUAUAGAGGAUGGCGAAGUAACGGAAGAGCAAGAAAAGUUUCAAGUUGCGGCGAAAGAUGGUGAGGAGGAAGACCCUGGUAUUCUCGAGUUGCAUUCUGACAUGGACAUUAAAUUAGACGAAUCGGACAUCCUUGCUCCGUUUCCGGAGAAAUCUAAAUGGGAAGUGGAUGAAGAUGGUCAAAUUCAAAACAGUCCUGGCGAACUGAGGGAUUUCUCAGACUCAAAAACUAAGGUUUCAAGUGAGGUGCUGAAACGUGCUGAAAACGUCAUAUUUGCGCGAGCCAUUAACUCAAUUCGGCCAAUAGAAAUUAAGAAAAUAACCGGAGAGAGGGCCAAGUUUUUCGCGGACGAAAAAGUGGUUGAGGAAGCAAAGAAAGUUGAGGCCCCUGUUGAGAAACCUCCAAGGAUUCCCAUUAAAGAUAGGCUGGGUAGAAAAGUAGAUGAACCAGAUUCAAAAAUAGUCGCUCAACGAAGAAGCUCAUCUCCAUAUGGUCGUCGGGAUAGACGGAUGGAAGUAGAUAAACGGCAUGAUAGGAAACGUACCCGAGGACACGAAACAAAUCGAGAAAGAGACAGGCAUAGAAGUCGAAGUGACAGAAGCAUCGACAAAAGCAAGAAAUCUAGAAAAGAUGAUAAAGACAAACAAGACGAGAAAAUCAGAGAAAGGCGUAAACGAACACGUUCACGCAGUCCCAGUGAAGAUCCAAAAAAGAAGAAAAAGGAAAAAGAAAAGGAGAAAAAGCCUAAGAAGGAAAAAUCUAAAAAGCAUGAUACUGAAAAGAAAGUAAAAGACGAACGCGGAGAAGAAAAACAUAAAUCCACAGUUGAUAAACGCAAGGUUACCUUAGAUGAGGCUAACUUUGAGCCUGAUUAUGACUUGGAAUUACACGAAGAUGAAUUGAGCGAGAAAGAUUCCAAGAAGGGGAAAGAAGCUCGAAAGACUGACAGAUCCGAUGGGGAAAGCAGCAGCUCUGAGUAUUCGAGCUCCAGUUCUGAAGAUGAACGGAGGCGCAAGAAGCGCAGAUCGCACAAAAAGAAAAAGAAGAGAGAUAGUAGUAGCAGUGAAUCCGAGUCCAGUAGCCAAUCGAGUGAUACAGACAAAGAUAGAAAGCGCAAAAAACACAGAAAAUCUAAAAAGAAGAAGAAGAAGGCCAAACACAAGUAAGAUGUUAUUGUGUAAAUGUCUAUUCUGAUUUGUAAAUUUUGUAACGAAUAUCUACAGUUAAUGUCAUUACCUAAAUGUUAUUAAGCGGACCGCAUAUAUUGUAAAAAAUUUAGCUUGACCCAAUCAAGGUCUUUAACUAGCGACCUGCAACUCUGUCACUAAUUUGUCCGUCAGACUAGAGUAACUACUCGCAUUUGACUCGCAAUCUAUUAAUUUAUUGUAAAUUUUGUGGGUUAGAAAAUUCGCCUGAUUCUUUAUCGUUUGAUUAGGUAAAUUUCUUACUCUCCGAUUUCGUUGUAUUUAUUUUCCUUAAAUAUGGUUUUCCAAUAAUUGCUACUGCAAGUCCGGUUGUCUAUUCAAUUUAUACUAUCAGGUGAAUAAUUGUAGCAGGUCUUGUAAUGUUGAUAAUGUAAUAAAAGGAUGUAAAAAGG
This is a messenger RNA of Dendroctonus ponderosae (mountain pine beetle), 5153 nucleotides long. Its product is annotated as E3 ubiquitin-protein ligase RBBP6. Bases 238 to 4722 code for a protein of 1494 amino acids. The record is from RefSeq and is a predicted model, not a curated record. Gene Ontology annotation, molecular function: zinc ion binding; ubiquitin protein ligase activity; nucleic acid binding. NCBI's taxonomy places the organism in Eukaryota, Metazoa, Arthropoda, Insecta, Coleoptera, Curculionidae. Gene Ontology annotation, biological process: mRNA processing; protein ubiquitination; ubiquitin-dependent protein catabolic process. Gene Ontology annotation, cellular component: nucleus. The transcript is spliced from 15 exons.